Molecule: messenger RNA, 4528 nt
Organism: Zingiber officinale
Lineage: Eukaryota; Viridiplantae; Streptophyta; Magnoliopsida; Zingiberales; Zingiberaceae
Product: probable phospholipid-transporting ATPase 4
Exons: 11
Coding region: 664-4347 (1227 amino acids)
Biological process (GO): phospholipid translocation
Cellular component (GO): plasma membrane
Molecular function (GO): ATP binding; ATPase-coupled intramembrane lipid carrier activity; ATP hydrolysis activity
Source: RefSeq, a predicted model, not a curated record
CACGACCAGGGGCAAUUAAAUGCCCUAGACAUAAUCUUAUUCCCCAUCUACAUGGCUUUGUCUUUCUCUCUUCUCCCCUCUUCUUUACCAAUUCUCCUUCUUCCUUAAAAAUUUCCACCUCUUCUCUUUGGAUCUCCUCUUCAAAACUUAAAUUUAUCCUUCUACUCUCCCAAAGCAAGAUCCCUUCCUUCUCCUUCUCAAUUAUCCCCAAGAAGAAAUUCUUCUCCUUUCCCCUCUUUCAUUUCUCAAAUCAAUCUUCAAGAACUCUUCUUGAUCUAGAUCCAACUUGGAUCCAAGAUCCCUCUUCUUCCUCGAGAUUUCUUUCUUCUUUUGUCCUCAAUUUCUCUUCUUAACUGAUUUCUCAACUCCUACUUGAGAUGUUGCAAUAUGCUGAAGAGAUUGCAAAAAUUGGACGGAUCUAGAGGAGGCGACGACUUUGACAAAGGGAAGGGGAAGACUCCCGACAAAGGGAAGGGGAAGGCUACCGACAAGGGCAAACAUCAAGCAUGCGACGAGGCCAGAUUUCUGAUAGCGAGAACAUUCUAUAAGAGUGGUGGACAGCGCCAAAGUUUACAGUUGGGAAAUAAAAGAGAAAACAAUUAACCUUAGAUGACGGAAACCUUUUAUGUUUAAUUGGGAAAUAAUAACCCUAGCCAAAAAGAGAUGGCAAGGGGAGGAGGGAGGCAGGAUAAGCUUCGAUGGAGCAAGCUCUACACUUUUUCUUGUAUCCGUCCCCAAGUAUUGUUAGACGAUGAGCAAUCUCAUUCCCUUCAAGGUCCUGGAUACUCCCGAGUUGUUCAUUGUAACCAGCCCAAGUUACACCGAAAGAAACCUCUGAGGUACCCUACUAACCAUAUCAGCACUACCAAGUACAACAUCAUCAGUUUCCUCCCAAAAGCCAUCUUUGAGCAAUUCCGUCGUGUUGCCAAUCUCUACUUUCUCCUUGCUGCUAUCCUCUCUCUCACCCCUGUGACACCCUUCUCUGCUGUGAGUAUGAUUGCUCCAUUAGCAUUUGUUGUUGGGCUCAGUAUGGCUAAGGAGGCAUUAGAAGAUUGGCGAAGGUUUAUGCAGGAUGUGAAGAUCAAUAGCCGUAAGGUCAACAUCCAUAGGGGAGAGGGGCAUUUUGGUUACAGACAUUGGCAGAAGCUUUGUGUUGGAGAUAUUGUGAAGGUAGAGAAGGAUCAGUUCUUCCCUGCUGACUUGCUCCUGUUGUCUUCGAGCUAUGAAGAUGGAAUAUGCUAUGUGGAGACUAUGAAUUUGGAUGGGGAAACAAACUUGAAGGUUAAAAGAUCAUUAGAAGCAACUCUGCCUCUAGAUGAUGAUUUGGUUUUCAAGAACUUUUCAGCCAAGAUUCGGUGUGAGGACCCAAAUCCUAAUCUCUACACCUUUGUAGGUAACUUCGAGUACAAGCAGCAGGUCUAUGCACUUGACCCUAGUCAGAUCCUUCUCAGAGAUUCAAAGCUUAGGAAUACAACUUAUGUCUAUGGGGUGGUUAUCUUUACUGGUCAUGAUAGCAAAGUUAUGCAGAAUGCAACACGUUCGCCAUCAAAGAGAAGUAAAAUUGAAAAGAAAAUGGAUAAAAUUAUCUAUAUUCUCUUUACCUUUCUUCUAUUGAUUUCAUUGUUCAGUUCAGUUGGCUAUGCUGCCAAGACAAAAAUUGGGAUGCCACACUGGUGGUAUUUGCAACCCAAUAAGACUUCGUAUAUCUACAAUGCUUCAAAGCCUGCUUUAUCUGGUUUCUACCAUCUCGUCACUGCUCUUAUUCUUUAUGGAUACUUGAUACCUAUCUCCCUUUAUGUUUCAAUAGAGGUUGUGAAGGUCUUGCAGGCAAAAUUCAUUAACCAUGAUGUUCACAUGUGUGAUGAGGAGACAGGGAAACCAGCACAAGCACGGACAUCAAAUUUGAAUGAAGAGCUAGGGCAAGUUGACACUAUUUUAUCAGAUAAAACUGGCACCUUAACUUGCAAUCAGAUGGAAUUUUUGAAGUGUUCCAUUGCUGGAGUGUCAUAUGGUGUUGGUUCUAGUGAAGUGGAAAUUGCUGCUGCAAAGCACUUUGCAUCAGAGGCAUCAGUUACGUCUGAGCAGCACAUGAAUGCCCAAGAUUUUUGGGAGGAUACUUGGGGUGGUUUUGGUUCUUCAGAAAUUGAAUUGGAGGAUGGGAGGAGCUGCUGGGUUAAGAAGCAAAGAAGGCCUGCAAUCAAAGGUUUUAGCUUUGAGGAUGAUCGUUUAAUGCAUGGAAAUUGGGUAAAGGAGCCUAAUGUGAGUACUGUUCACAUAUUUUUCCGUAUACUUGCUAUCUGUCACACAGCAAUACCCGAGUCAAAUGAAAAAACUGGUGGUUUUACAUAUGAAGCCGAAUCACCAGAUGAAGCAGCUUUCCUUGUUGCAGCCAGAGAAUUUGGAUUGGAAUUCUGUAAGAGGACUCAAUCAAGUGUCUUCGUAAGGGAGAAAUAUUCUUCUUUUGAGGAUCCCAUAGAAAGGGAAUUCAAAAUUUUGAAUCUGAUGGAGUUUAAUAGCAAAAGGAAAAGAAUGUCAAUUAUUGUACGGGAUGAAACUGGGCAGAUUAUUCUCUUAUGCAAAGGUGCUGACAGUGUUAUUUUGGAUAGACUGUCAAAGAAUGGAAGAAUGUUUGAAACAGAUACAAUAAAACAUCUAAAUGAAUAUGGGGAAGCAGGCCUACGGACAUUGGCAUUGGCCUUCCGGUUUCUUGAGGAAUCUGAAUAUUCUGCAUGGAACGCUGAGUUUCUCAGAGCAAAAACUUCCAUGGGUAAUGAUAGGGAAGCUGAACUGGAGAGGGUUUCAGACAUUAUUGAGCAGGAUUUGAUUCUUGUUGGUGCAACUGCUGUAGAAGACAAAUUACAGAAAGGAGUUCCUCAAUGCAUAGACAAAUUAGCACAAGCUGGUCUCAAGAUAUGGGUUCUUACAGGUGAUAAGAUGGAGACUGCAAUCAACAUAGGAUUUGCUUGUAGUUUACUUAGACAAGGCAUGAAACAGAUCUGUUUAUCCCUUGUAAGCCAUGGCAUGCCCUCACGAGAUUCAACAAUAACUGCUCAGGCUGCAAAGGACAAUAUUUUGAUGCAAAUAACUGAUGCUGCCCAACUGAUCGAGCUAGAGAAGGAUCCUAAUGCAGCAUUUGCUUUAAUUGUUGAUGGAAAAACUUUGACGUAUUGUCUAGAGGAUGACCUGAAGAACCCAUUUUUGAGUUUAGCAGUUGAUUGUGCUUCUGUUAUAUGCUGCCGAGUCUCACCAAAACAGAAGGCAAUGUUAACUCGGUUGGUUAAAGAAGGUACACGUCAAACUACUCUAGCAAUAGGAGAUGGUGCAAAUGAUGUGGGCAUGAUUCAAGAAGCUGAUAUUGGCAUUGGAAUUAGUGGUGUAGAGGGAAUGCAGGCUGUCAUGGCUAGUGAUUUUUCCAUUUCUCAGUUUCGUUUCCUUGAACGACUUCUUGUUGUCCAUGGUCAUUGGUGCUAUAAAAGGAUAGCUCAGAUGAUAUGUUUUUUCUUCUAUAAGAACAUAGCCUUUGGCCUUACAAUUUUCUAUUUCGAGGCAUAUACUGGCUUCUCUGGGCAAUCUGUAUACGAUGACUGGUACAUGAUACUAUUUAAUGUCAUUUUAACCUCAUUGCCAGUGAUAUCACUAGGAGUCUUUGAGCAGGAUGUUUCUUCAGAAAUAUGCUUACAGUUCCCAGCAUUAUACCAGCAAGGGCCAAGGAACCUUUUCUUUGACUGGUACAGGAUUUUUGGUUGGAUGGGAAAUGGCAUCUACUCAUCCAUUAUCAUAUAUUUCCUAAACAUACACAUAUUCUACAAUCAAGCAUUCUGCUCUGAUGGUCAUACAGCUGACAUGGUUGCUGUUGGAACAGCCAUGUUCACCUGCAUUAUCUGGGCUGUGAACUUGCAAAUUGCUCUAACAAUGAGUCACUUCACGUGGAUCCAACACCUCUUUGUUUGGGGCAGCGUUGCCACUUGGUACAUUUUUCUAGUGGCAUACGGCAUGUCGUCCUUGCAUUUAAUAUCCGGAAAUUCCUACCAGAUACUUCUGGAAGCCCUUGGUCCUGCUCCAAUGUAUUGGGCUGCAACACUUUUGGUCACCCUUGCCUGCAAUAUUCCUUACCUGGCACAUAUAUCCUUUCAAAGAGCCUUAAAUCCACUCGAUCAUCAUGUGAUCCAGGAGAUCAAGUACUACAAAAAGGAUGUGGAGGACCAGCAUAUGUGGAAGAGGGAGAGGUCGAGAGCAAGGCAGAAGACUAAAAUUGGUCUUACAGUACGGGUAGAUGCCAAGAUCAGGCAGCUAAGAGAGAAGCUGCAGAAGAAAAUGCCAUCUUUGGGCAACCAAACUCAAUCAUAAUCCUGUUUGUACUGAGUCUGAAUGUUUUUAUCUUUUAUGAGGAUAGUUUAUAGGUUAGCUUCUGUAUCAUAUCUAUACCAAUUUACGAAUUGGAGUCAGAGCUCUGUGGAAAUAGAGACAUGUAGAUAUAGCUAAAAUUUUGUUUCAUUUCUGGUUGCUAUCGAGAUGUCUUCUUUGUAAA